Sphaeramia orbicularis (orbiculate cardinalfish) is the source of this 3930-nucleotide messenger RNA. RefSeq names its product alpha-2-macroglobulin-like. Gene Ontology annotation, molecular function: endopeptidase inhibitor activity. The record is from RefSeq and is a predicted model, not a curated record. NCBI's taxonomy places the organism in Eukaryota, Metazoa, Chordata, Actinopteri, Kurtiformes, Apogonidae. Gene Ontology annotation, cellular component: extracellular region. The transcript has 30 exons.
UUGAACACUGAGGCCAAAGAAGGAGUCUACACCAUAAUGCUGGCAUAUGGUCAGGAAAAGAAAUAUCACAACUUCAAGGUGGAGAAAUAUGUUUUACCAAAGUUUGAAGUAAAGAUCAACACAUCUGAGGAAGUAAGCAUUGACCAAGACCAAAUCACAGCUAAAAUCUGUGCCGAAUACACAUAUAAACAGCCUGUUCCAGGCAACAUGAAGGUGGAUAUAUGCAGACCUCUGCAGCGCUACUUCUAUGGUUAUUCCAACCAAGACCUAGAAGGACAGCAAGUCACUGCUCCAUGUCACAAGGAGAUCAUGGAGACAGACAAUGAAGGUUGUGUUACCAUGAGCAUCCCGAUGUCCACUUUCAUAAAACUUGACAAAAAAGUGCUGCAAGAUGUUCUUGAGGUGACCGCCAAAAUGCAAGAGGAGGGAACAGGCAUAGAACAUUCACAAAAUCAAAGAAUAAUGAUUUCAUAUGUUGUUGGAAAGGUGUCCUUCAUUGAUACUCCUAAGAUUUAUGAGAAAGGAUCAAACUUUGAAGGAAAAGUCCAGGCACUUGAUGGAAAUAAAGUACCCAUUCCUGACAUGCCGGUCUACCUGUUUGAGGGUGAAACGUGGUCUUCACGCCACCUACAGAACCUCACCACUGAUAAAAAUGGAGUCACCACUUUCACAGUGGACACCUCUAUGUACAGUGGGGACAUCCACCUCCAUGUUAGCGCAGAGCCAUCACUGAGAUACCCCAAUUACAGAGAGCCACACUUUGAAAAUGGAGAUAUCACUCUGUCCAUGGCCCAGGAGUCGUCUCUUGAUACUAAAACAGUAAGCUUUCUGAGGGUGAAAAAAGUGGAAGGCCCACUCAAGUGUCACACAGAUGUGACCUUCUCCAUCCAGUACACAGUGGUGAAAGAGGCUCAGAGCUCUAUGGAUGUAAUGUAUUUGGUCCUUUUCAGGGAUGGUAUUUUCCUCCACAAAGUAGCAAACGUUGGAUUGAUAAAAAACACAGCUAAUGAGGGUGAGGUAACCUUCAACCUGCAUGUGGAUCCAGAGUUGGCACCAGAGUUUCACAUCGUGGCUUAUGCUAUCCUCUCCAGUGGGUUUGUGAUUGCCCAUGAGGCUGAGUUCAGCACUGAGAAAUGCUUUGGCCACAAGGUGUUGCUGGAUUUUUCUCCAUCCUCGGCUGUCCCAGGGGAGGAGAUCACCCUGCAGGUCACGGGUCAUCCACAAUCUAUGUGUGGCAUCAGCGCUGUGGACAAGAGUGUCCUCAUCAAAGAGCCAGGAAAGACGUUGGAUGCAGAUAGGAUAUUUGAUUUGCUUGAUCGGAAAUGGCACGUUCCAUAUGACGCUGUGGAUGAGGUUGAGUGCAUUUCUGUUAGACCAAAAAGAUACAUCAUUCCAUACCAACCUGAAGGAGAUGACCCUCAUACAGUUUUCCAGAAUGUGGGGCUGAAGAUGGCAACAAAUUUGUUCAUCCGAGUGCCAAACUGCCUCAAAUUUAUGGGAAGAAAAUACUACCAGGGCCACAAUUAUGGUGACAAUCUUUACUUAAUUUAGAGACACAUUUACUGGCCUGUAAACAGUCCUCCUAUGAUCGCCAGAAUGGAUACAGUGCAGUUGGUUAAUGCAGUUAGUCCAGGCUUAGGAGGAGCUCCAGCACCACCAAUAGAGACGGCCCGCUCUUUCUUCCCUGAAACUUGGAUAUGGGACUUGGUGGAAGUUGGAGUGUCUGGAACACAGGAUAUGUCCCUCACUGCUCCAGACACCAUCACCACCUGGGAGACAGAGGCUUUCUGUUUGUCUCCCCAGGGCUUUGGUUUGGCUCCUCGUAAAGAGUUCUCCAUCUUCCAACCCUUCUUCCUGGAGCUCAGCCUUCCCUACUCUAUCAUCCGAGGGGAACACUUUGAACUGAAGGCCACUGUCUUCAACUACAUGACCAGCUGCUUUACGGUCACUGUAACCCCAGACCAGUCCUCGGAUUACACCCUCACCCCCCUCUCUGGAAACCAGUAUUCAUUCUGUCUGUGUGGAAAAGAACGUAGGACUGUCAGCUGGACCAUGGUCCCUUCAGCGUUAGGGGUGGUCAAUGUGACUGUGACUGCUGAAGCUUCGGGCUCGGAUACUUCCUGCAGUAAUGACGUGGUUCCUGAAAGAGGCCGCAUUGACACGGUCACCAAAUCUCUCAUAGUGAAGGCUGAAGGAGUUGAGAAAACAGAUACAUACAACUGGCUUCUCUGUCCUAAAGGAGAGUCUUUGACAGAGGAAGUAAAUGUAAAUCUCCAGAAGGAUGUGAUCGAUGGAUCAGCUCGAGCUUCAGUAUCAGUGCUUGGGGACAUCCUAGGUCGGGCACUGAAGAACCUGGACGGAAUGCUGCAGAUGCCGUAUGGAUGUGGAGAGCAGAACAUGGCAAAGCUGGCCCCAAACAUAUACAUCCUCCAGUACCUGAAAAACACAAACCAGCUGACCCCAGAGAUCCAGGAGAGGGCCACCAACUACCUGACCAGUGGUUACCAGCGACAACUCAAUUACAAACAUAGCGAUGGCGCUUACAGCACGUUUGGAACAGGAGAUGGCAAUACAUGGUUGACGGCUUUUGUCUUGAGAUCCUUUGCAAAAGCACAGUCGUUCAUCUUCAUUGAUCCAAGUGUCAUGGAACAGUCUAAGACAUGGCUGGAAGGAAAACAGCGAGAAAAUGGCUGUUUUCAGCAAGUGGGAAAACUGUUUAACAACAGAAUGAGGGGUGGUGUGUCUGAUGACGUGACUCUCAGUGCUUAUAUCACUGCUGCAAUGUUGGAAAGGAAUGUGGCAGCAGAUAGUCCUGUUUUGAGCAACAGUCUGUCCUGCCUCAAAGCAUCCAUGAGGGACCUGACUAACACCUACACCACAGCUCUGAUGGCCUACGUCUUCACCCUAGCAGGAGACACGGAGGCCCGUACUCUUCUUCUGGGCCAUCUAGACAAAGUUGGAGUUUCUCAGGGAGGAUUCCUUCACUGGUCUCAGACAGCAGAAGACACAUCAGCGUCUUUGUCCGUGGAGAUCAGCUCUUAUGUCCUUUUGGCUAAACUCAGUGCUUCUCCUUCUACGGAAGACCUGGGCUAUGCUGCCAAAAUCGUCAGAUGGCUGACGACCCAGCAGAACUACUAUGGAGGCUUCUCCUCCACACAGGACACAGUGGUGGCUCUUCAGGCCCUGGCUCUUUACUCCACUUUGGUGUUCAGUCCUGAGGGUUCAAGCACAGUGACCAUCCAGGCCCCCAGUACUGAGCUGACGUUUGAUGUGAACCAGAACAAUAAACUGCUUUACCAGGAGAGGCUACUACAGGACGUGGAAGGAAAAUACAGUGUGGAGGUGAAGGGAACUGCAUGUGCUGUAAUACAGCUUUCUACUCACUACAACAUCCCAACCCCGAGGGGUGACAAGAUUCUCAGUGUUGAAUUGCAAACAGCAGCCAACUGUGACGGCAACUCUCUGAGGCCUAAAAUGACUCUGAAGAUGAAGUCUCUAUAUAGUGGAAAGCAGCCAACUACAAACAUGGUCAUCCUGGACAUUAAAGUCCUCUCUGGAUUUUCCAUUGAUGCAGAGUCUUUGAAGAUGCUUAGAGGUACUCCAUUGGUGGAUCGUGUUGAACAGAAGCAAGAUCAUGUUCUUGUGUACCUAGAAGAGUUACCAAAGGACUUAGACAUCCACCACGAGGUAGUUCUGGUACAGGAGUUCCCUGUUAGUAACCUGAAACCAGCUGUAGUCAGGAUCUACGACUACUACCAACCCAGUGAAGAGGACAAGACAGAAUAUACCUAUCCCUGUGUUUAAAGUAAGAUUAAGCAAAACAUACAAACAGGAUUGCUCCUACACUUCUUAUUUCUUUAGCCUUGAUUCUUCUCAAACACUACAGACAUGAUAAUAAACAUAUUAUAAUAGCUUGCUCAUGGAUGGUUA